UACUAAAUUAGAGGAAUAGAAGUAGAAUAUUUCUAAUUCAAGUAUUUGCAUUUUUAACAGGUUAAUCAUGAACCUAAGCCAGAUUUAAUGACUUAUUUAUCCAUACCAGUGAAUACACAUUUGGAUUCAAUGCAUCGUUAUCAUUUUAAUUUAAUUCGUCAACUAAAAGACAUGUUUAAUUUUACAAUACAUCUAACUCAGGGCACAAAUUGGGGUUAUCUUGUGAAUGGUACAUAUACUGGGAUAAUGGGUGACAUGGCAAAGGGAAUUGUAGACAUUGGAGCCACUCCAUUUAUGUUCAUAAAAGAUCGAUUGGAUAUUUGUGAAUUUACUGUUCAAUCCUAUGUUGCAAAAAGUGGUUUAAUUUUUCGUCAUCCAAAAACAAGUAGAAUUAGAAAUACAUUCCUAAAACCAUUUGAGGAAAAGGUAUGGUGGAUUAUGAUUUUAACAAUGAUUAUAAUUUGGUUUCUCAUUAUUAUCACUGCAAAAAUGGAGCAGAAAUAUAAUGAAGAUUAUAAAAUGAAAAAACCAUUAAUUGCCCAAGAUAGUGCGCUCGAUGUAAUGGCAUCAACUUGCCUACAGGAUUGCUUCGAUAUACCACGUUUUUAUUCAGGUCGCAUUGUCUUUAUUACUCUAUUUGUUUGGGGAUUUUUAAUGUCCCAAUUUUAUUCUGCGUCCAUAGUGGGUUCUCUACUUUCUGCUCCUACUCGAUUUAUAAAUACACUAGACGAUCUUGCGAAUAGUGAUUUGGAAAUUGGAGUCGAAGAUAUGGGUUAUAAUCGUAAUUUUUUCGAGACAACUACUGAUCCACAUGUGAUUAAUUUGUAUAAUAAAAAAAUUGGACCCAAUAAGAAAGGAAAAAAGGCCAAUUAUUUGAAAGCUCACGAUGGUCUUCAAAGAGUUAAAAGAGGCGGAUUUGCUUUUCAAAUAGAAUCAGCAACUGCAUAUAAAAUAAUAGACGACACAUUCACAGAAGAAGAAAUUUGUGAAUUAAUGGAAAUUCCAUUAUUUCCAGCAAGACAUCUUGCAACUGCUACUGCAAAAUAUUCACCAUUCAAAAAAAUGAUUACUUAUGGUUUGAGACAUGUGGUUGAACAUGGUAAUGCAGAAAAAUUAAAAAGCAUUUGGCAAUAUAAAAAACCAACUUGUCCAGAAAGUUUCAGUUCAACACCAACACCAGUGAUUUUGGCAGAUUUUUUUCCAUUAAUAUUUUUAAUAUCUAGUGGCUCAGCUCUUUCUGUGAUUAUUAUGUUACUUGAGAAAUUUAUUGUAAAUAAUUUUACGUUCAACAUAUAAAUUAUUUACCAACAAAAUAGAGUUUAAAAAAAUAAACAAUUUAAUUAAAGUAAAAAUUGUUUUUAUAGUAUUGCUUAAAAAAUACUACAC
Leptopilina boulardi is the source of this 1386-nucleotide messenger RNA. RefSeq names its product glutamate receptor-like. NCBI's taxonomy places the organism in Eukaryota, Metazoa, Arthropoda, Insecta, Hymenoptera, Figitidae. The record is from RefSeq and is a predicted model, not a curated record. Bases 88 to 1296 code for a protein of 402 amino acids. The transcript is spliced from 7 exons.